AUGGAGGUGGAGCAGACCAGCACGAUCGAGCGCCCAACAACCAACAUCGACGAGGGGCUCUACAGCCGGCAGCUGUAUGUCCUCAACCAUGCCGACAUGCUCAAGAUCACCGCCACCGACGUGCUCAUCGUUGGCCUCAAGGGACUUGGCGUUGAGAUCGCCAAGAACCUGGUGCUGGCCGGCGUGCGCGCCCUCCUGCCGCCUUGGCCCUGCUAUCGGUGCUCGCUUGCGGACCCCCACCCGCAGAACGUGGGCCACUGCUUCCUGCGGGAGAGCGACGUGGGGCGUGCGCGUGCGGAAGCGUGCGUGGACCGGCUGGCCGAGCUCAACAGCUACGUGUCCGUUUCGCUCCUCUCGCGACCCCUCAACGCCCAGACCGUCUCCUCCUUCUCCGUGGUGGUGGUGACGGAGGCCGGGUGGGGCCAGAAGCUCGAGGUGGGCGAGUGGUGCCACGAGCGGGGCGUGGCGUUCGUGGGCGCCGAGGCGCGCGGCGUGUUCGGGAGCGUGUUCUGCGACUUUGGCGAGGCCCACACGGUGCUGGACCCCAACGGGGAGCCGCCCUUCCAGCAGAUGAUCGCCUCCGUGACCCGCGACAAGCCGGGCGUGGUCACCAUCCUCGACGACCGGCGCCUCCAGCUCGAGACCGGCGAUUUCGUCAAGUUCACCGAGGUGCGCGGCAUGACCCAACUCAACGACGCCCCGCCCCGCCCCAUCACCGUGCUCGGCCCCUACACCUUCUCGAUCGAGGACACCACGGGCUACGACGAGUACCUCUCCGGCGGAUACGUCGUCGAGGUCAAGCCGCCCAAGACCCUGCGCUUCUUGUCGCUGCAAGAGUCGCUGAAGCAGCCCACGUGGACGGACGCGGACUUUGGUAAGCUGGAGCGUCCUCCGCAGCUGCACCUGGGCUUCCACGCCCUCGCCCUCUGGACCGAACGCCACGGCGGGUCCUACCCCCUCCCCUACCACCACGAGCACGCCCUGGAAGUGGUGGAGCUGGCCAAGGAGCUCAACGCCUCCGCCAAGCUGGUGGAAACGGUGGACGAGAAGCUCAUCUCGCUCCUGGCCUACGGCUCCCGCGGAGAAAUCUCGCCCAUGGUGUCGUUCAUCGGGGGCGUGGUGGCGCAGGAGGUGCUCAAGGCGUGUUCUGGCAAGUUCACCCCCAUCCACCAGUGGCUCUACUUCGACGCCGUGGAGGCCCUCCCCACCGACCUCACCCCGGCACACUUCCAGCCCGAGGGGACGCGGUACGACGGGCAGGUGGCGGUGCUGGGGCGCGAGGUGCAGCGGCGGCUCGAGGCCCAGCGGUACUUUUUGGUGGGGUCGGGCGCCAUCGGCUGCGAGGUCCUCAAGAUCUGGGCCUCCAUGGGCCUGGGCGCCGGCAGCGGCGCCAUCCACGUCACCGACAUGGACAUGAUCGAAAAGUCCAACCUCAACCGCCAGUUCCUCUUCCGCCCCAAGGACGUCGGCAGGUUGAAGUCGGAGGCGGCGGCCGAGGCGGUGCGGGGGAUGAACGGGGCCAUCAACGUCCGGGCCUACUCGGCGCGGGUGGGACCCGAGACGGAGAACGUGUUCGACGAGAACUUCUACGAGUCGCUGACGGGCGUGUGCAACGCCCUCGACAACGUGGAGGCCCGCAUGUACAUGGACUCCCAGUGCAUCUACCACCGCAAGCCCAUGCUCGAAUCCGGCACCCUCGGCACCAAGGGCAACACCCAGGCACGUGCCCUGCUGCUGCUGCUGCUGCCCCCCCCCAUCGCUUUGUUUGAACAUCACCUCACCCAACGUCUCCCGACUUGUGUGGUGGUGCCGAUGCUGACGGAGUCGUACUCGUCGUCGCGGGAUCCGCCGGAGAAGAGCAUCCCGGUGUGCACGCUGCACCACUUCCCGAACAAGAUCGAGCACACCAUCCACUGGUCGCGGGACCUGUUCGAGGGCUACUUCAAGAACGCGGCCGACCACGUCAACGCCUACCUCUCCCAGCCGGACUUCCUCGAAUUCCUGCGCAAGCAGCCCGUCGUGCAGCAGGUGGAGAUCCUCAACGCCAUCCACGGGUCCCUCGUCUCCGAGCGGCCCUUCACCUUCGACCAGUGCAUCGCGUGGGCCCGCACCCGCUUCGAGGACCUCUUCCGCAACAACAUCGCACAGCUCCUCUACAACUUCCCCCUCGACACCAUCACACCCUCCGGCGCGCCGUUCUGGUCGGGGCCGAAGCGAGCGCCCAGCCCGCUCACGUUCAACCCCGACGACCGCACCCACAUGGACUUCAUCAAGUCCGCCGCCAACCUGCGCGCCGCCAACUUUGGCCUCAAGGGGAGCGUGGAGGAGGGCGUGUUCCGUGCGGCCCUGGGCCAGGUGACGGUACCGUCCUUCGUCCCGCGCAAGGGCGUCAAGAUUCAGACCAAGGAGGACGCCGCCACCAAAGUUGAACAAAGUGAGGGUGAUGAGGAGCAGGCCGCGCGGCUCCUGGCAGAGCUGCCCGCCCCGUCCACGCUUGCCGGCUACCGCGUCAGCCCGCUCAUCUUCGAGAAGGACGACGACACCAACUUCCACAUCGACUUCAUCGCCGCCGCCUCCAACCUACGCGCUCGCAACUAUUCGAUCGCGGAGGUGGACAAGCACACGACCAAGGGCAUUGCGGGCAAGAUCAUGCCGGCCCUCGUCACCACGACCGCUCUCGUGGCGGGCCUCGUGUGCCUCGAACUCAUCAAACUGGUCCAGGGCAAGGACAAGCUCGAAGACUUCAGGAACGGGUUCGUGAACCUGGCGCUGCCCUUCUUCGGCUUUUCGGAGCCGAUUGCGCCGCCCGUGGGCACCAUCACGGAGGGGUGGAAGUGGACGCUGUGGGACCGCUUCGACGUGAAGGGUCCGUCGACCCUGCGCCAGCUCAUCGAACUGUUUGAGUCCGAGCACAAGCUGGAGCUCUCCAUGGCCUCGUGCGGCAGCACCAUGCUCUACUCCUUCUUCAUGCCCAAGUCCAAGCUCAACGAACGCAUGGACGUUGAGAUCGCCCAACUGGUGGAGACGGUGACGAAGAAGCCCCUGCCCGAGAACAAGAAGUACCUCACCCUCGAGGUGGUCUGCUCCCGCCUCUCCGACGGCGAAGACGUAGACGUGCCCCCCGUGCGCUACCAGUUCCGCGGCCUGUGA
Molecule: messenger RNA, 3150 nt
Organism: Acanthamoeba castellanii str. Neff
Lineage: Eukaryota; Discosea; Longamoebia; Acanthamoebidae
Product: ubiquitinactivating enzyme E1 1, putative
Exons: 19
Coding region: 1-3150 (1049 amino acids)
Biological process (GO): protein sumoylation
Cellular component (GO): cytoplasm; SUMO activating enzyme complex
Molecular function (GO): SUMO activating enzyme activity
Source: RefSeq, a predicted model, not a curated record